Laetiporus sulphureus 93-53 is the source of this 1009-nucleotide messenger RNA. RefSeq lists its product as uncharacterized. The transcript is spliced from 8 exons. The coding region runs from base 66 to 950 and encodes 294 amino acids. Gene Ontology annotation, biological process: tRNA modification. The record is from RefSeq and is a predicted model, not a curated record. Lineage: Eukaryota; Fungi; Basidiomycota; Agaricomycetes; Polyporales; Laetiporaceae. Gene Ontology annotation, molecular function: RNA binding.
UCUGCGCCAGUGCGCCAUCACUAUCAAUCUGUUCUGCAUUCCAUCCGGACACGCGAAAGUCUGCAAUGUCGGAAGGGAAGAGGAAAAGCUCUGGAAAAGACAAGGCCAGGCGGAGAUAUCGCCAAGACGGCACACCUAUCUGGGGUCAACGAACCGUUGACGGGCCAGGCGUAUGGGUAACUUGUGUUAAGGGGAAGGAGAAGCAGACAGUGGGAGAGCUGUAUGACCUUUUCGAAAGUCUUGCGUCGGAGAUGUGGCCAGAUGAUAGUGCUACCGGUACGCAAGCUGACGAUGACAAUUCCGAUGAUGAAGGAAGCGAUGAUGGCGACAUCGAGAAACAGUUGGCAAAGGAAGUCGCUUCCAUGAAGCGCCCUCGGAAGGAACAAAGGUUCGCUAACUGCCAAAUUAACACGCCUUGUGUGGUUUUCAUAUCGUGCAAGCCACCGGUGGACCCUGUCAAAUUAGUCAUGAGACACGUUGAAAACGUAGCGCAGACGGGUGUGACGCAUACACGGUACACCCAGCGGCUCACGCCAGUAUCUGCCACAUGCGCUGCCAAUAUCCCGGAGAUCUGUUCAUUAUGCAACCGCAUAGCGAAUUCAUUCUUUGAAUCGGAUCUGGAGAAGACCUACACGUACAAAAUCGAGCUCAGAAUACGCAAUCACAACACGGUGACUCGCUCGCAACUCAUUGAAGAGCUAGCAAAGUGCGUUUCAGAGCGGCAUAAAGUCGAUCUCAAUAAUCCGGAGGUGUUCAUCCUUGUGGAAAUAUUCAAGAGUGUAUGCGGCAUCAGCGUCGUCAACGACUACUAUACCCUGCACAAGUUCAACGUGAUGGAGAUUGCCAAUGCGAAGAAUGCGACGGUGGAGGAGCAAGGGCGCGUAGCAGAUAAGACAGUUACGAGCGAGCCUAGCAGUGUAAAGACCGAUGGUGCUGAUGGCGCAGUCUGAUCCAUUGCUUACAUGUACCUGAGUGGUCGUAUAUAAUGUGCACUUUAGUACAAAGCUGC